GAUGGCAGCGACACUGGCGUCAUAUCAACAGGGCCGUGUACAGAUUAUUUCUACCUGAAUCGGGAUGAAAUCACUGCAGUAGUGUAGCGGCACCGCAUGCCUCAGUAGGAUUGCCAGCGGUAGCUCCUACGCCUGAAAGGGCGAAGUACGAAUAUUGCGAUAUCUUAGAAAGAAUGAGGAAGUCAUCGGCCAGUUCGGACCUGCAUCUUACAGAGAAUGCAACAUCAGGGAUCCUGUAGAGACGGCGUGUGCACGUCAGGACUGGCAUUUGUAGUCUGGUAGAGAUCAAAAGGUAGACAUCAGUGAGGUCGAAGAUGUCAUUACUGCCCGUGUUGGGAAUCCAGUCAGUGCUGUCUCCGGCAUUAAUCUUUGCUGCACUUUUCUGCAUUUGGCCAUUUCCCCAUUACGGUUGUUGGGCGCAGCACACCAGCUUUGAUCUCCCCGAGUCAGAGGAAGCCACACUAGGUGAACCCGUAACACUGCCGGCAGCAUACUCUUCAAAAUACAGCAUCAUCUCCAUCACCUGGUCAAGGGUGGUGGAGAGCCCGACAGCAUCCGACAAACGGAGCACGGUCUUCUCCUACGUUCCACUGGCCAACCUCAGCAGAGCAUACGGGCGAUACGCCGGCAGGGCCCGGUUGGUCGGAAGGGCUUCCCUGCGGAUCGAUCAGACAAGAAUCGAGGAUGAAGGAACGUAUUCACUAUCGAUAAUGACCGGUGAACUAGGAAAUGAAGAGAAAUUCAUUCAUUUGGAUAUACUCGUUCCUCCAAAAUUAGUGGUCGGACCAAGCAACCCUUACAUCACAAUAUGGGGCACAUCAGCAUCUUUGACAUGCGCAGUUGAGGACGCAAGGCCUAACAUUACGUCACUUCAUUGGGAGAAAGAUGGCGGCCGGAUAGAGACGAGAGGACUAUCUGGAAAAUAUUCGGGAGGAAACGCGAGAAUUCCAUCAUUGACUAUCCGCCACGUGACACGAUCUGACGCAGGGACUUACACAUGCCUUGUACAACACGUCACACGAAGAGCUGCUGCCAAUCUACUCAUGGAAGUCUUUUACCCUGCCUCUAUCAUCAGCAUAUCGGACCCGAAAGAAGUUUCGUUAGAGGACCACGUCACAUUUCGCUGCGUGGCUGACGGAAAUCCACCACCAAAUAUCACAUGGUCAAAGACAGGUCGGCCACUCUGGGCACAUGUCUACACAAUGUCCAGUGACGUCCGGAUCCGGACCAGUUCCCUGGUGUUGUAUAGUGUAAAUGAAAGCAGCAGUGGGUACUAUACGUGUACUGCAAGCAACGGCGUGGGGAAAAGGGCAGAGAAAUCGACAAACCUUGACGUUCUUGUUCCAGAGCGACAGAUGAGUUUGACGACGUUCUCGACCAUCGCAACCAUCAUUGGGGCUUCUGCAGGAGGUCUCUGGCUCGUCAUCUGCGUCACGCUGGCAGGGUAUCUCGUCAACAGGCACCGAAGAAAGCGAGAAGAAAGGAAAAAGUUUGCCUUUUACUAUGAUGCUAGCUUAACAAGAAGAAGCAUGUCCACCGAACCGGAUGGUAAAGAGAGUUCCACAGAUCCCCCAGGGAAGGCUAAUAGCCUGACGACGGGAGAGCGAGGAAUAGCGACGAUGAGGAGAGCACAGGGAAAUGACAGAAAAUACGCUAAAGUCAUCUACGACUACAAGCCACGGGAGGAUAACGAAUUGAAAAUGGAAGUUGGCGACAUUGUAGAGAUACUGGAGGGUGAAGAAGGGAGCUGGUGCCUGGGCUAUCUGAAGGGGCGAAUGGGACUGUUUCCUUCAAACUAUGUUUGUUUCGUACCUAUGUCAGAAGUGUCUCCAGCUACGUCACUGUACAUCCAUUGCGCGACAGACGGAGACAUGAAGCCUGCAAAUGGCAAUCUAUAGUCCAGGAGGGGAGUCUCUACGGGACAUCUUUCAAUUAUGGAUCUCACCACAAGUCAUUUGGUUACAUCAUAGCUGCUCAUUAUUUGCUGACGGUCUGUAUCGCUAUUAGACAGAACAAGGAUAUAUGAGCAGAGUCUGGAGGGCUGUCAACGUGGUGAACUAACAAAAAGUCCUCGUGUGUACUUCUGAUAUCACUGUAGUUAUGACGAAAAGAAUGAGGACUGUAUGUAUUUCCAACCGAUCUGGUGGACGAAGCUUGAAAUGUCCCACACAGAAAACCACACAGAGGGAUAUAUUCUAAGAUAAAAAAGAUCAUUACUCAA
Molecule: messenger RNA, 2221 nt
Organism: Branchiostoma floridae (Florida lancelet)
Lineage: Eukaryota; Metazoa; Chordata; Leptocardii; Amphioxiformes; Branchiostomatidae
Product: hemicentin-2-like
Exons: 8
Coding region: 315-1898 (527 amino acids)
Biological process (GO): cell-cell adhesion
Cellular component (GO): cell-cell junction
Molecular function (GO): cell adhesion molecule binding
Source: RefSeq, a predicted model, not a curated record